GGCUGCCCAAAAAACACUUCUCGAGUCAUAAUUUCUGUGAAGAGGAUGGGAGAGCUUGAUAUUAAGCCGUUUGAGGAGGCAUCCAAGAAAAAGUUUCCAGCUGAAGGGAAUGGGAAAGCAGCUCAGAGAAAACUUGCCGAUGAAAGGAACAUGAAAGCAAUUCAGUGGUGCUCACAGUGGGAUGACUAUCUUAGAGAUCCAAGCUGGCAUCCAUUCAAAAUUGUGACUGAUAAAGAAGGGAAUUCCAAGGAAAUUUUAGAUGAAAAUGAUGAAAAACUUAAAAGUUUGAGGGAUGAACUCGGAGACGAGGUGCAUGAUGCAGUAGCUACAGCUCUGAAGGAAUUAAAUGAAUACAAUCCUAGUGGCAGAUAUCCGGUACCUGAGCUCUGGAAUUUUAGGGAAGGAAGGAAGGCUUCGUUGAAAGAGGGUGUUGCCCAUUUGAUAAGGCAAUGGAAGUCGUCAAAGCAAAAGAAAGCUUGAAGCUUCAUGUGGGCAGUAAGACUUAAAAUUAGACUUACAUGCAGAAAAACUUUACUGCGUACUCGAAUGAUCAUUUGUGUCCCUUAUUUAGCUGGGUUUAAACUUUUAUCUUGAAUGAGACCAACUCCCAAAGGCCCAUUAUCAUCCCA
Molecule: messenger RNA, 629 nt
Organism: Vicia villosa (hairy vetch)
Lineage: Eukaryota; Viridiplantae; Streptophyta; Magnoliopsida; Fabales; Fabaceae
Product: factor of DNA methylation 4-like
Exons: 2
Coding region: 46-480 (144 amino acids)
Biological process (GO): gene silencing by siRNA-directed DNA methylation
Source: RefSeq, a predicted model, not a curated record